UGCUUUGCAUUCCCAUGAAAUCAGGUACAUCCGCGACGUAGAACAAAUCUACACAGUUAAGAGUGAUAAGGAUCGAAUUUCUCUUUAUUUUAAGGGUAAAAAACACAACAGCGACUAAAUGUAAGGAGCCCUUUUUAGAAACAUGACGUGGCUUCUAUUCAGUUUGAAAAUUAUAGAUCUAUUCGUGCGGCUCGUUUUCUGCGUCUGUCUUUAUCGGUAACUCACUGCCGCGUUCGCUUAUCUUUCAAGCUGCUGUAGGUGUAUUAAAGCAUGUUUAUGAUUCUUUGAACUGUAUAAUUUCAUUCCAGACAUGGAAACAAUGUUACAUGUAAAGGUUUUACAAGAGAUUGGACAAUCUGAACGCCCUGGACGUCUGCCCUCUUCAUCGAGGUACACGCAGAUUGUUUGUUCGCUGUGUCAACUCGAUUCAUAGAAGUACAUUUAUGUACAUUUAAGCGCCUUCUGUUAUACAGUACUAAACCUUGCCCGCGUCAAUUAAGAGAACUCUUCCCUUGCGGUGCGGUAGGUUAUUGGUUGCGUUUUGCUCAGUUCAUUUUCACAGGGAUGCCUGCACAGUAAACACUCAGCUAUUAUGGGCGUAUUCUAGCCGAUGGGGAUAGAUUUGAGCUCCAGCACCCAAGGAGGGACUUCGUGUGAACAGAGCAGUUGUAGCCAUCUGUCCACUGCCUACCAGACUAAUUUCUGGAACUUGAAGCAAAUUUGUGAACAGAAAAAAAGUUUUAAGCGGAAUGACGGACUACAUACCAAAACUGCGUUAGUGUGAUAUUAGAAUAAAAGACAGUGUGUGAGCGCGUGCACGCAAGUGUGAAGUGUGGACGUCUGCGAGUGCAUGCACUAAUGAAGUGAGCGUGCAGGUGCUGUUUAAAUAUAAUGGACAGUGUGUGUGUGUGUCAAAAAGUCCCUGGAGCACUGAGCGGGUGCACGUAUCUAUCGGUGGGUACGUUUUUUAUUCUAUUCCAUUUUAUUUUCAUUUGUCCCUCCUGCUCUCGUGACUGACAGCUCGCACGUAAACACAGAGCACCGCUCUGGCAGCUACAAGCAGGCAACUAGGAUUAGAGCGACAGAAGAGGCAAACCCGAGAGAGUCCACCGAUUGUGCAAUGGACAGUGAGCGGAUCCAGUCGUUUUCACGGAGGCAAGAGCAGCGGCAGCAGCAACAACAACCGGAGAAGAACUUUCAGGUCUUCAGACAAAUUCGCUUUCCGUCCGGGAAAACAUUGUAAAGGACUUCGUCCGCGGUUCCCAUUACAAAAGUCCAGAUGAUGCUUUUAAAGUAAAAGGAGAAUAACGAACGGACCAGCGGAAUGUAAAGAUCGACAAGCAGUGGACAGCGAGAGGCAAGGAGGUGUCCGGAGAGGCGACGAAGCAUGAGCCCCACGGAGGAUGAGAAUGUGAAAAGGGAGAACGGGCAUGAGCAACCCUCGUCACCCCGUUCUCCAGCUAGUCCGCAUGAAUCCAAGCUCCAGAAGUUUAAAAGAUCUCUGUCAUUCAAAACCAAAAGCCUGAGGAGCAAAAGUGCAGAUAACUUCUUCCAGAGAACCUGCAGCGAUAUGAAACUUCAAACGGACCUUCUGCCAGAUGUGAGCGGCAGCACUGGCCAGUUGACGGACUCCAGCAGCCAGAGCAGCACCCCCAGUAAAAGCCAGAAGCAGGUGGACAUCAAGACUCACAGCUUCGUGGAGCACACAUUCAAAAAGCCCACCUUCUGCGACAUAUGCAGUCACAUGAUAGUGGGAGUCAAUGCUAAGCAUGGGCUGCGCUGUAAGGCCUGCAAGAUGAGCAUCCAUCACAAGUGUGCUGAGGGUGUGGGCCCUCAACGCUGCAUGGGAAAACUGCCUAAAGGCUUUCGCCGCUACUACAGCUCCCCACUACUGAUCCAGGAACAGUAUGGCUGCAUUAAAGAGGUCAUGCCCAUCGCCUGUGGAAGCAAAGUUGACCCAGUGUAUGAAGCACUGCGUUUUGGCACCUCACUGGCACAGAAAACCAAGCGCUCAAGCACCGGCAGUGGAUCUGAGUCUCCGCAACGAAACUCUACCUCUGACUUGGCUGAAGUUCCUGAAGAAAUUGAUAGCCACAGCCAUGCUUGUGACUCAUCAAGAAAUCACAGUGAUUCAGUAUUUACAUCUUUGGAGAAUCAAACUGAUCCUUCCCAAGAUAAAGAAAAAAAUCAAGAAAACAUUCAGGCCAGAAGUGUGCUGUCCCAUUUUCCCCACAAGGAUGUAUUGCAACUUAACACAUAUGUGGCCUUGUACCAGUUCUCGCCACAGGAAAGUCGUGACUUAGAGCUGAGACCUGGUGAUCGCAUCAUCUUGUUGGAUGACUCCAGUGAAGACUGGUGGAAGGGUGCAGUCCAUGACAGAACAGGAUUAUUUCCUGCAAACUUUGCAGAGCAGUUGAAGGCAGGUGGCCGAGUUUUCCGCUGCAUGAGAACUUUCAUAGGCUGCAAAGAGCAGGGCCAGAUCACUCUGAAGGAGGGCCAGGUGUGUGUCACUCAUGAGGAAGAAAAGAACGGCUUCAUCAUGGUGUCCAGUGGUAAGAAGAAGGGCUUCAUACCCUGUGAUAUCUUAGAAAACAUCUGAGGUGCUUGAACCCAUCUUCAGUUACAUCGGGGGGAGAAGCAAAGUGCCGACAAAGACACAAAGAGACAUGUACCAGUGCAGACAAAUCCUUACUGCUGCAAAUGUGUACUCUUAUGCACUUCUAUGUAUCUAGCCACCUAGUGAUAUACUAAAUUGUAUAGCACCUUCAACUCUCAGAGCGCUUCCCAAUAGAAGACUACAGUUCCAAAGAAUUCAGAGAAGAAUGUAAUGAUGUCCCAGCUAAUAAAUGAGAGUAUGAGGUAGAUGAGCAUCAUACAUUGAAAUGUAGCACCUGACAGCUCUGUAGGGGGAGAGAGGUUUUUUAAGUUCUUAAAAAUAAAUAUGAAAGCCCAUUUGCAAUAAUCCAUUGAUACAUUUAUGUCAUUCUGAGGUCGGCAUAUGAUGUAAGGCCUCCCGUAGUAACACAGAAUCGCUGAUUAUUAUACAAACUCUGCUCCUAUUUGUAAACAUGAACUCAACUCAUAUCUAGUACACCACCCACAGAGAACAAACUCUGCCCACAGCAUGUGAACCAUCAGAUCUGCACCCAUACUUCAAAAACCCAUUUCUAAUCCACUGACAUCUGAGUGUAUACUGCUGUGUUGAGAGAUCAGAGAAGAUCAGGUGAGG
This is a messenger RNA of Polypterus senegalus (gray bichir), 3229 nucleotides long. It is a transcript of the gene stac, whose product is annotated as SH3 and cysteine rich domain. Gene Ontology annotation, cellular component: extrinsic component of cytoplasmic side of plasma membrane. NCBI's taxonomy places the organism in Eukaryota, Metazoa, Chordata, Cladistia, Polypteriformes, Polypteridae. Gene Ontology annotation, molecular function: transmembrane transporter binding. The record is from RefSeq and is a predicted model, not a curated record. Gene Ontology annotation, biological process: positive regulation of voltage-gated calcium channel activity; positive regulation of protein localization to plasma membrane; skeletal muscle contraction. The transcript is spliced from 11 exons. The coding region runs from base 1388 to 2599 and encodes 403 amino acids.